AUGACAGGCCAUCGCACAGUUUUGGAGACCAUUUACAGCUUUUUGAGACCUCGCGCACAGUCGGUCGACAUAAGCAGUGAUAGGUGCCAAGAUGGAUACUCAGACUGUCGCGGACCGCAGAAUCUACCACGACUGCAGUGUCCAACGCAGCUAUCUCCCUUGCGAAAGAGAAAAGCUGAGUCUUGGCUUGAAGACUCUGUUGGAUUGUAUCCAGCUUGUGACCCAGACUGUGAAGCCCACGAUCUGUUUGGCGACGUUCUCAACGGGUAUGCGACUCCCAAAAUAAAUCGCGGUGCGGUUCCCUGGCUCGAUAGUCUCCCCGAUCCGAGUAUAAACUCGGACGCAAAAUUAAGUCUCGAGGAAGUUGCAUUAUGCGGUACUGGUGCAUACCAUGACAGAGAAUUCGGAAUCCAAAGUUCGCAUUACGCUCCCAUUCGUAACAACCACGUCCAGUCUAUUCCCGACCGUUUUCAGAAUCAAGUGGCCGUCGGGAAUCUCUAG
Messenger RNA from Cladophialophora bantiana CBS 173.52, 501 nucleotides. RefSeq lists its product as uncharacterized. The record is from RefSeq and is a predicted model, not a curated record. The transcript has a single exon. The coding region runs from base 1 to 501 and encodes 166 amino acids. Lineage: Eukaryota; Fungi; Ascomycota; Eurotiomycetes; Chaetothyriales; Herpotrichiellaceae.